Messenger RNA from Anolis sagrei ordinatus, 846 nucleotides. The record is from RefSeq and is a predicted model, not a curated record. NCBI's taxonomy places the organism in Eukaryota, Metazoa, Chordata, Lepidosauria, Squamata, Anolidae.
AUGAGAUGCAGUGCCAGCAACAAGGCGGAAGUCGUGCUGGCGGCCUUUGAAAAGAGAAGGCACCACGGUGUAAAAAGCGAUUAUGAAAAAAAGGAGACCUUGUUGGGAGGUGACCCCGCCUUGUGCACGGCUGGAAUGUGCGCUGGCCGUAAUACACGGCUGGAGAGAUUCCUUUUAGAACUCCCCAUCAGAUAUGUAAACAUUGCAGAAGUCCGAGUUACCCCAACCAGGACAGAAAUCAUCAUCCUUGCCACCAGAACUCAGAAUGUUCUGGGAGAAAAGGGACACCGUAUCCGUGAACUGACAGCUGUUGUGCAGAAGUGGUUUGACUUUCUCGAAGGAAGUGGUGAGCUCUAUGCAGAGAAGGUGGUCACAAGGGGACUGUGUGUGAUUGCCCAAGCUGAGUCCUUGCAUUACAAGCUUUUUUUGGGGGGGGGGCUCACAGUACGUAGGGGCUGUUAUGGUGUCCUUCGCUUCAUCAUGGAGGGCGGAGCCAAGGGCUGUGAAGUUGUAGUUUCUGGCAUGCUCCGAGGCCAGCAAGCCAAGUCCACGAAGUUUGUAGAUGGUCUAAUGAUCCACAGCGGAGACCCCAUCAACUACUAUGUUGACACUGCUGUGUGCCGCGUUCUCCUUAGGCAGGGUGUGCUGGGCAUUAAAGUCAAGAUCAUAUUGCCCUGGGACCCGAGUGGGAAGAUCGGCCCCAAGAAGCCCUUGCUGGACCAUGUCAGCAUUGUGGAGCCAAAGGAGGAGAUCCUGCCCACCACCCCCAUCUCGGAGCAGAAGCCAGAGCAGCCCCCCAUGCCGCAGCCGGUCCCCACUGCCUAGAAGGGUUUUCCAGUGUCUGAA